AUGACUGCCACAAGCCAGACUUGGUUGAUUACUGGCGCCUCGUCGGGUCUGGGCAAGUCACUGGCUUCGGAGGCUCUCAGGGCUGGCUACAAGGUUAUCGGAACCACGCGUGACGUUGGCAAGGCUGAAGCCUCCUAUCCUGACUUCUCAGAGAACGGUGGUAUUUGGAUAGGUCUAGAUCCUGCUCAAAAGGAUUCGUACGAUAGGUUCGUGAAAUGCUCCCAGGAGCACAACGUAGACGUUCUGGUCAACAAUGCAGGCUACGCUUUCAUCGGUGGUGUUGAAGACACAAGUGAGUCGGAAGUUCGCGAUCAAAUGGAAGUGAAUUUCUAUGGGCCUCUUCGUGCUGUCCGUGCCUGUCUGCCAAUCAUGCGUGAAAAGGGCUCUGGUCAUGUCAUUCUCAUCAGCAGUGGCGCUGGUUUCAUAGCACGUCCUGGACGAGCGACUUAUUCGGCUAGCAAAUUUGGCAUCGAGGCUGUUCACGAGUCGCUUUCUCAUGAGGUCAAGACUCUCGGUAUCAAGGUCUUAAUAGUGGAGCCAGGUGCUUUUCGGACUCCAUUCUCAAGCCGCAUCCUUACUCCCGCUCGGCUUGACAAUGGCUUCAGCGAGGCCUAUAAGGGUACCGCCGUUGAACAGAUGGUCGUUGGAUUUCGACAGCUGACAUCGAUUCCGGACUAUGUCAAAGGGGACCCGGAUAAGGCUGCGAGGGCAAUAAUCAAGGCUACCGUGACUGGUUAUGAUUAUCUUCGCAUGCCACUUGGGACCGAUUGUGUAAUCGCCUUGGAGUCAAAGAUUGCAGACCUACAGAGAGACCUGGAAUCCACUCGAUCAAUUGCUACAAGCACUGAUGUCGAUUGA
Molecule: messenger RNA, 858 nt
Organism: Penicillium pulvis
Lineage: Eukaryota; Fungi; Ascomycota; Eurotiomycetes; Eurotiales; Aspergillaceae
Product: SDR family oxidoreductase
Exons: 3
Coding region: 1-858 (285 amino acids)
Molecular function (GO): oxidoreductase activity
Source: RefSeq, a predicted model, not a curated record